Molecule: messenger RNA, 180 nt
Organism: Meloidogyne enterolobii
Lineage: Eukaryota; Metazoa; Nematoda; Chromadorea; Rhabditida; Meloidogynidae
Source: the annotation of a GenBank genome assembly
AAAGUUGAGGAUGCGAUAAUGGCACCAUUUUAUCAAGAAACUGUCGAAAAUGGUGUUUAUGUUAUGCCCCGACUAAAAAGCGACGAUAUUCGAGCUAUUCAAGCAAUCUACGGUAAAGAGGAAAGGAAGAAAAAUAAUUUUUAUCUCAAUCAUAUUUUUGUCAGUUUCUCUCAUUUUUAG